GGCAAACGUGUUACGGUCCGGUACGAAGUGGCACUGUGUAGACAUUUCGACCAGGAAGGCAAGAAAAGUACCAAUUACAUAGUUCGUGUGAUGUUGUUUUAGUUUGUUUAUUCCUGUGCCGAUUGUGCGUGAGCAACCGUGUGGCCCUAAUACGGCUCUGUCCGUUCUAAUAAUAAUAAAUAAGCCGUCUGGUGAUUUGCGUUCUGCAGUAUUAGGGUUUUCUAGCGUUCUGGGCGUUCCCUGGCUGCUAUUGCUGGUAGCAUUAUCAUUCUAACCUGUCCGUUUGUCCGUCUGUUAGUUUGUUUUUAACUUUUUUUGCCCAGUUGGCGAAAGCGGGGCUCGCGGAACUCCGUAGCAAAUUGAACGCAAUACGCCGACGGCACACCUUGUCUUCAUCGGCCAGACCGAGAGAACAUUUAUUGCGAGUGCAUCAUCGCUAGUGAUUGAGCGAGAAGACAAAACAGUGAACGCCAAGCGAAACGACAACAGAGAAUUGCUGUUGCGGAAAGAAAGAGAAACAAACGCUAAAGAAGGGUACGCGAAGCGUAGAAGAAAAUUGUGUAGAAACCUAGAAAGAAAUAACACAACGAAUCACGGAUUUCGUUUCGCGUAAACUCUAAAGCGGGUCUUCAUAUCAGGUCUUCGCACGUUUAAACUGUUUUCAUCGAAACGUUUCGCAAGCGCUCCGAUGACAGCAACCUUCACUACAUAGUGUUCGUCCUGAGAAAGUGCAUCGCUGUGAACCUCCCGUUUGGAAGACGCCUGGUAUUGUCUCGCAAAACAGCUUGCAAAGAAGUGCACAGCAUCGAAGAAGCCAAACCUAAAAUACACCUCAUCUGACUCAUCGAGCCAUCGGACCCAGCAAUCAACAUAAAACCGCGUGUGCAGUACAAUUCAGUCCAGAAUAUAACACUAUAAGUAAUUCGUCUCUAACCAACCAGUCGCUAUCACUCUGCACCGCUACCCUAGCGUGAAACGCAAAGAUGGCGGGGGAAACUGUUGCAUCUGGUUCAGCUGAACACCUGGACGUUACCUCUGACAACAGCUCAGACCCUGGAUUGUUGUAUGGUAUUUUUCAUGAGAUCAUCAGCAGCCCAUUGAAUUUGGCACUAGUCGGUGUCAUCACUUUCCUGCUGUAUAAGAUCAUGAAGAGCCGCCAACAGCCGACUGCUCUGCCUGAACCGGAACCGGAGCUACCGCGUCUGCGGCGUGAUUUCACCGUCGCCGAGCUGAAGAAGUACGAUGGUACGCAACCGGACGGUCGGCUACUGGUAGCUGUAAAUGGAACCGUGUAUGACGUAACGAAAGGCAAACGCUUCUACGGACCAGGGGCCCGCUAUUCAGCAUUUGGAGGACGAGAUGCAUCCCGCGGGCUGGCGACAUUCCAAGUAACCGGCUCUAAUGAAGACGAAUACGACGAUCUUAGUGAUUUAAAUGCCAGUGAGAUGGAAGCCGUGCGUGAGUGGGACGUUCAAUUCCGAGAAAAGUACAUUGUCGUCGGGCGCCUGCUGAAACCGGGUGAACAACCCACUAACUACUCGGACGAAGAUGAAGAUGCCACGGCAGAUGGGUCGGAAAAGAAAAAGCGUGCUGCUGCUGCCGCCGCUGCCGCCGCUGCUAAAACCCUCGAUGCGGAUGCUCCCGCUGCUGACACUCCCGCUGCUGCCACUUCCGUCACUGACAUUACUAGCUCUGACCCUGUCGUGGUUGCUAAAGCGGCUCCAACAGUGUCUACGAAUGACACACCUAAUAAGAUUUCUGUUGACGAUACCACCAGCUCUUCAGUAGACACGGCCACGGCAUCCACCGAUGCGGAUAGGCCAAAAACUGAGUGACGCUUCUUACCUGCUCCACAGCAGCAUUUGCAACAGCUAUCAGAAUUCCCGAUUCCAGAUAUGUUAGCUACGCACACGAACACAAUCAACCAAAACCAAGCGCGAUAUCCGCACGAUCCAGGACCACAACUGUCGACAGAUAGGACACCGCCAACACAAGAUAUCUUAACGAAUGCCGUGCUACAGCACAACCAACCUCAAAAGCUUCAUCAUAAUCUGCAUCAUCGUCCUCAGCAGCAGCAGCAUGUAGUUAGCAGUACUAGCAGCGAUGGAGUGGUGGAGUUGUUCAACCAAGUUUUUGCGGGUGAUGUAGCGGAAUCCCCAGACCCGUGCUCUUUGACCCCAACUAGCACAGCAACAGGUACAGAUGUCGCAGGAUCUAGUUUCAGCCGACGAGCAAAGACUGGGCAACGCGAUGAAGCUGUUGGGUCGAUUGAAAAUUUUGGAAGCGAACCUGAUAACAACAUGACGGAUGACAAACGGUUACUUUACGAUCAGCAUAGUCUUUGCGAUAUGUUUGGCUAUUGAAAAUGAUCUAUCAAGUUCAUGGUCGGUCGGAAUGCUAUGAACCAGCUGUUUUAGGCUGUUACCGAUGAUCGGAACGUAGAACAGCACAAAACGGGAGUGACUAACCUUUAUGCUUGCCGUUUCUGCCGUUGUACUAGUGUGUUUUUUAUUCCUUCGUGCAAUAUGGACAGGGUUGAUGGGUAAAUGGUAAAUGGUAAAAGACAUUGUGGUCUUGUUUUUAUAUUGUACAUAACUUUUUGAUUUUUGAGAUACAGUUUUUGGUCGUUGUUAGUAUGCGUCCAUCUCGUGCGUAUAUCAUGCGUUUCUCGCCCAUUUUAGACAUUCGUUUUUGAAAAAGGUAGCUGGGAUGAUUUCUUUUUUUUUAUUUGUUCUUGUAGUGAGGUCUGGCAAAAAGCUGCACCAUUACUGUACUAGCUGUAGCUACUUAUUGACCAUCCUAUUUGCAAUAACAUCGUAAUAAUAUAGUGUUUUAUCUUGAAAUACCGAUUUAUACAGCUUUACGUAUUAUCGUUCGUGUAGCUUCUUUGUGACGUAGCUGCUGGAACAGCUUCGGCUCGUAUUUAAAUGAAAGGAAGUCCCAUUUGGAGCAAAACAAAACGAAAAGUGUAAUGUUUUAGGUGCAAUGUAUUUAGGUGCACCGCAAUUAAGGCGGUGGCGAUGUCUCUAUAGAAAGACAAAUCAAUAACCUACCCGGGGCACCAGUCUUGUUAAAAAACAAUUAAGGGCACAUAUACCACAACGCAACCUCACUCAGUGUGUUGUACCUAUGCCAUUUUGCGAAGUUUCACUUUUUUUAUAUGCAGUUGAUAUAGACAGCCAUGGCGAUGCAGUUGUGUUCGUGAUGGCAAAGACUGUUGUUGAUGUCGUUAAUUGUGUUUUAACGAGGGCGGUGUCUCCAGGUCGGUCAUCGACUUGUAUCUCUAUAGAGUGGUUGCUCCCGUUCACCGACUUAAAAGUAUCAAAAGAAGUUAAAGGUCAUCAUUACAUGCAAUUUGCGAGUCGUUAAAAUGUUUCUUUUGCUUUUUUCCCUCUUGUUUUCUGUGUUAGUAGAAGUUGGCAGUUGCUCUACUAAAUUGUUAGAAAGCCAUACGAAUGGAACCAUACAUUGCCCAAACCGAAUGCGAUGCAAUCACUCACUUGUUGAAGGAUAAUGACUUUUAUCUAAAUCGUCAUUCGACAUGUUUACAAAGGUCUGCAAAAUAUAGGCCCACUUCUGCACUUCUUCCGUGACUUCUCGGUACGCCUGAAAUUCUUCGACUCUUUUGGUCCUUUUGACUACGACGUUUCGUUUAAUUCGUGGAACAAAGAUUAAACUAGCAUACUACUUACAUCAACUUACACAACGGUAGGAAGUGGCAGGGUUAAAGGAAGAAGUGAACAAUAAUCUAACAACCUAAUGUGGAACAAACUGUGUCUUGGUAUUUCUAAGCUGAACGCGCUUUUAUGAUGCACGGUUUUCUAGAUAACAAAGGAGUAAGGCAAAAUUGUGGUGUCGUAGAAAACAAAAAAUAGACCGGAUAUUUUUUUUUAAAUUUUGGUUGGGUAUCAUUGAUAGAGCUUGUGCAGUUUUCUGUCAGCAGCAAUAUCUUUAAAAAUGACUAAUUUUGCAGUUUAUGCCAGCAGGUUUUUCCUCUUCACUAUACUUAUAUAACUCGAAAUCAUGGCACAUGACGCACGAUGCAGCGAAAAAUGAAAACGAAUUUCUUUUGAAGCUUCUUUUCUUGGUCGGUAUACGGUCCAGUAACAAUUCGAACAUAGUAUCGUUUUUUUUUCAUACAAAAAAUAUGUCCGGUUCACAAGUCUUGAUAGCACGCUUGGAUAUUUUGUCUUCCAACUGCACCCAAAUAUUGGUCUCUUCACCAACAAUCUGGAGAAAUAUUUUUAUUAUAUUGUAAUUAUCACCUGGUGGAUAAGUUGCGGGUAACGUUUGCUGCAGGUUUCUUAUUUGACGCACGUGUUUGUGUCUUUAUCGCGUUUUGCGAAUGUUUCGUUUCUACAAUUGCCUUCACGAAAAUUUAGAACUUUCCGUUACCGGACUGAUCGCUAUAUAUCGCGUAAACGGAUAUCGCGGGGAUUUCCCUUUACCGGACACAAAGCAGAGACUUCAUAUGAAAGAGCCUGGCUUCGGGUCUGUCUGUACUAUCACCGUAUUAUUUUCGUGUAUAUUCUAUUCUGUAACCAUUGAUGUACUUCGUCUAUUAACAUGGUGUUACGUUAUACCGUAUUUAUAAAACUAUUCAUGUUUGUAAUAACGAGGGAAAAAUGAAAUAUCUCGUAGAAGAGGGGAGUGACGAUAUGUUGUGCAGGAAAACUGUGAAGAAAACUGGUUUUUUUACUCUUAACAGAACGGAUUGGGCCGUAUUUAUAAGAAAAGUGGUAAAAAAAGGAUACGCAUACUUUGUUGUUUUUUGCUCCGCGUCUAAUGUUUACUUUCACACGAAUGCAUCCGCAAGCAAAUAUCUUCACAAAGCGAGAUAAAGUGAGAGUCAACCGAAAUAGAAAUGAGAAGAAUGGACGUUAGAAGGAAACAAAGAUAGCAUACAAAAAAGUUAAACAUUAGAGCAAACGGUGGUAGGUCGGGGAUUAUAUUUGUAAAGGCUUUUUUCCUUGCAUUGAAAAGUAUGCGGACUUGUGCGACUGGACGGACUUGUUCGACUAACCGUAGGUGUAUGACGCAGUAUAUUUGACUGUUCAUAGUGGAGUAAGUGGUGAUGGAACCGUGGCGCCAAAUCCAUCGGAUAGUUUGAUAUCACUGGAAUACAAAAAAACGAAAAUUCCUGAAACCGUUUAUAAACGGCGAAAGAAGUCAAAAAUGGAAAACGUAAAAAAGGAAAUAAACCAGAUCAAAUAAAUACGUUUCAGUCAUGGCGUCUACCUUAGUCGUUACUUUUAUUUUACAACUUUUGAGCAACAAUGUCUACGUGUACAUGUGUUAAAACAGUAUAUUCCUAGAUGGGAUUUUUGUGGUUUCUACUUUUCUUAUAGUCAACACUCGCCUUUUAGCUUAACGGUGUUAUUUAUAGAACCGUAACGAUUUUUGUCGUAAUAACGGCUUUUACUCUACCCUUCUUGUGUAGCAUUAGCACUAGUUAUAUAAC
Anopheles bellator is the source of this 5461-nucleotide messenger RNA. Its product is annotated as membrane-associated progesterone receptor component 1-like. Gene Ontology annotation, cellular component: membrane; endomembrane system. Lineage: Eukaryota; Metazoa; Arthropoda; Insecta; Diptera; Culicidae. Bases 984 to 1835 code for a protein of 283 amino acids. The record is from RefSeq and is a predicted model, not a curated record. The transcript is spliced from 3 exons.